GCAGCUCGGGCAGCCCGGGUCCUGAACAGCUCGGUGUUAGCACGUGUGCUCUGCUGUCACCAUGGCGGAUCUGCAGAUGAAACUUCUCCGCAAGAAGAUUCAAAAAAGAAGUGAAAAGAACAAAGAACGCAAAUUGCAGAAGAAACAGACGGAAAUUGAGGAAUCCGUUACAGUAAACUCAACCGACUUGGAAGAAGAAGUUUGUCAGGAUUCAGCCUUAAAGACGGAGAGUGAACCCAAACCCAAACUAAAGCGAGCUGAGGAGAGAGGUGUGCCCAAGAAGAAGAAGAAGAGGAAACUAACGGAAACUGAUGAACCAACAGAUGAGAAGAAGAGUAAAACUGUGACAGAUGAAGAGGAGGAGGAGGCGGCAGCAGCAGAGGAUGGUGGAGGAACAUCUAACAAUAAAACCCUGUUAACUGCAGAUGAAGAGGAGGAUGACAAGUCUGGGGAGGAGGGAGAGGAAGAUGAUCAGCCCGAAUUACCCUCUGGUCUAACAGGAGCGUUUGAAGACGCAUCGUUUGCCUCCCUCGUGGACCUGGUGAGUGAGAACACCCUGAACGGAGUGAAGGAGAUGGGGUUCGAACACAUGACUGAGAUCCAGCACAAAACCAUCCGCCCUCUGCUGGAGGGAAGGGACGUCCUGGCUGCUGCCAAGACUGGGAGUGGAAAAACCUUGGCCUUUUUAAUUCCAUCUGUGGAGCUGAUUUACAAGCUGAAGUUCAUGCCCAGGAACGGCACCGGCGUGGUGAUCCUCUCCCCCACGCGUGAGCUGGCCAUGCAGACGUACGGCGUGAUGAAGGAGCUGAUGACCCACCACGUGCACACCUACGGCCUCAUCAUGGGCGGCAGCAACCGCUCGGCCGAGGCCCAGAAGCUGGCUAACGGAGUCAACAUCCUGGUGGCCACGCCGGGCCGCCUGCUGGACCACCUGCAGAACACCCCGGGGUUCAUGUUCAAGAACCUGCAGUGUCUGAUCAUCGACGAGGCCGACCGGAUCCUGGAGGUCGGGUUUGAGGAGGAACUGAAGCAGAUCAUCAAGCUGCUGCCCAAGAGGAGACAGACCAUGCUGUUCUCAGCCACCCAGACCAGGAAGGUGGAGGACUUGGCUCGCAUCUCCCUGAAGAAGGAGCCGCUGUACGUCGGGGUGGACGACAACAAGGAUAACGCCACGGUGGACGGCCUGGAGCAGGGCUACGUGGUCUGUCCAUCAGAGAAGCGUUUCCUGCUGCUCUUCACCUUCCUGAAGAAGAACCGCAAGAAGAAGCUGAUGGUUUUCUUCUCCUCCUGCAUGGCCGUCAAGUUCCACUACGAGCUGCUCAACUACAUCGACCUGCCCGUCAUGGCCAUCCAUGGCAAGCAGAAGCAGACCAAACGCACCACCACCUUCUUCCAGUUCUGCAACGCUGACUCAGGCAUCCUGCUGUGUACAGACGUGGCAGCUCGAGGGCUGGACAUCCCAGAGGUGGACUGGAUCGUCCAGUACGACCCCCCCGAUGACCCCAAGGAGUACAUCCACCGGGUGGGCAGGACGGCCCGGGGCAUCAACGGCCGAGGCCACGCCCUCCUCAUCCUCCGGCCCGAGGAGCUGGGCUUCCUGCGCUUCCUCAAGCAGGCCAAGGUUCCACUCAGUGAGUUUGACUUCUCCUGGAGCAAAAUUUCCGAUAUCCAGUCCCAGUUGGAGAAGCUGAUUGAGAAGAACUACUACCUGCACAAGUCUGCCCAGGAAGCGUACAAGUCGUACGUGAGGGCGUACGACUCCCACUCCCUCAAGCAGAUCUACAGCGUCAACACCCUCAACCUCCCCAUGGUGGCGCUGUCCUUCGGCUUCAAGGUCGUCCCCUACGUGGAUCUGAACGUUCACAGCAGUAAAGGAGGAAAGCUGCAGAAGCGCGGCGGCGGCGGAGGCUUCGGCUACCAGAAGAACAGGAACGUACACAAAUCCAAGAUCUUUAAGCACGUCAGCAAAGGAAGGAGUGACAAGAGACAGUUCUCCCGCUGAGCAUUUUCAAGAAAAACUGCAUUCCUGGCUGGAUUUCUCCUCUGUAAAACUUCAAGGACUGCUUAUUAAUCCCAUUUCCAUCCUGCUUUUCACAGGGCUGUACAGUUAACUGUUUCCUUUGGGAACAGGUUGUUAGUUGACUUUGUCUUUUGGUAAAACCUCUUAUUGUACUCUCAAUGGCCUGUUUAAUUUAAGUUGAACAAACGAUUGCUUCUCUUCAUAACUGAUUUUCAUUAUAAAUAUAACCAAGUGUGUAAUUCAAGUCACUUUUUUAAUAAACUCGCAUUCAUUGUUAGUUUCUUGCAAG
This is a messenger RNA of Cololabis saira (Pacific saury), 2309 nucleotides long. It is a transcript of the gene ddx18, whose product is annotated as DEAD (Asp-Glu-Ala-Asp) box polypeptide 18. The transcript has 14 exons. Gene Ontology annotation, cellular component: nucleolus. The record is from RefSeq and is a predicted model, not a curated record. Gene Ontology annotation, biological process: maturation of LSU-rRNA from tricistronic rRNA transcript (SSU-rRNA, 5.8S rRNA, LSU-rRNA). Gene Ontology annotation, molecular function: ATP binding; RNA helicase activity; nucleic acid binding. The coding region runs from base 62 to 2002 and encodes 646 amino acids. Lineage: Eukaryota; Metazoa; Chordata; Actinopteri; Beloniformes; Belonidae.